Molecule: messenger RNA, 1443 nt
Organism: Penicillium pulvis
Lineage: Eukaryota; Fungi; Ascomycota; Eurotiomycetes; Eurotiales; Aspergillaceae
Product: glycine decarboxylase subunit T
Exons: 2
Coding region: 1-1443 (480 amino acids)
Biological process (GO): glycine catabolic process
Cellular component (GO): mitochondrion
Molecular function (GO): protein binding; aminomethyltransferase activity
Source: RefSeq, a predicted model, not a curated record
AUGGCUAGCGUUCGUACUCUCAAGAAAGGCGCAGACCUCGUCGCUGCCCGAGCGGCCGCUCUCCAUGCACCCCGCGCUUCUAUCGGCUCCACACUUUUGCGGCGGGAGCUAUCAACUGCCUCGGUGCGGCCAGCUGCCCGUGUGCCUAGCGCCCGCGUUGCUGUUCCCAAGGCAAUUGGAAAGAUUCAGACCGUCCGAUAUGCUUCAAGCUCAAGCGAGCCUCUCAGCAAGACACAGCUGUACGCGUUGCACGAGGCCCAUGGCGCUAAGAUGGUCCCCUUCGCUGGGUUCGCCAUGCCGCUCCAGUAUACCGACUUGAGCCAUGUGGAAAGCCACAUGUGGACUCGUGAGAAGGCCAGCUUGUUUGAUGUCAGCCACAUGGUGCAACACCACCUGAGCGGACCAGGUGCCCUCGAGCUUUUGAUGAAGAUCACCCCUUCUUCCCUUGACAAAUUGGCCCCCAACACUUCUACCCUGUCUUGCCUCUUGGAAGAAGGCACCGGUGGUAUCGUGGAUGACACUGUCAUCACCCGCCGCGGCGAGGACACCUUCUACUUCGUCACCAACGCUGGCCGCCGCACCGAGGAUCUUGCCUUCCUCACAGCCGAGAUCGAAGCCUACCGCUCCAAGAACGGCGCCGACAGCAUCAAGUGGGAUAUCCUCGAGGACCGCGCCUUGAUUGCCCUGCAGGGUCCCCUCGCCGCCAGCGUCCUGCAGCCCCUCAUCAACGCCACUAAUGCCUCCGCCGCCGAGACAGACCUGAGCACUCUCUACUUUGGUAACUGCCGCGAGCUUCACCUCACCCUCCCCGAUGGCACCGCCACCCCCCCCCCUCUCCUGAUCUCCCGAACUGGCUACACCGGUGAAGACGGCUUCGAGAUCUCUAUCCCUACUUCCGCCUCCGCCUCCCUCCCGGAGCAAGUUGUGAACCUCCUUCUCCAGGAUAAGGACACCACCCGCCUCGCCGGUCUCGCAGCUCGUGACUCCCUUCGCCUGGAAGCUGGCAUGUGUCUCUAUGGCCAUGAUAUCUCCACCGCACAGACUCCCCCCGCCGCUGCCCUGGGCUGGGUCGUUGGCCGUGACCGCCGCGAUCCUGAGACUGCUACCUUCAACGGUGCCUCCGCUAUCCUGCCCCAGCUCGCCAGCCCCGCAAAGACUCUGAAGCAACGUCGUGUUGGUCUUACCGUUGAGAAGGGCUCACCUGCUCGUGAGGGUGCCGUUGUUGUGGAUAUUUCUGAUCCUGCCAACCCCGUCGAUAUCGGUGUUGUUACAUCCGGUGUGCCUAGCCCGUCGCUUGGCGGCCUGAACAUUGCCAUGGCCUAUGUCAAGUCAGGGUUCCACAAGAAGGGCACCGAGGUUGGUGUCAAGGUUCGCAACAAGGUUCGCAAGGCCAGUGUUGCUGGUAUGCCUUGGAUCGAGAGCAAGUUCCACCGCCCGUCCUAA